GAGAAAUUUACUAUUCUUCUGGAAGAUUUCAAAGCCUUCAAAGCUUCCUCCAAAGUUGGGAAAAAAGAUGCUUAUGAAGAAGGUGUAAAUAAAGAUGAGAAGGAACUUGGGAAGCAACUCUCGAUCCUAAAGGCUAGCCUUUUCAAGAAGAGUCGAGAUAUGGCUCUGUCCGCUGCUUGAGUGCCAUCAACUUCCGAAACCUUAUUCAGGGCACUCGGUAUCUACCCUAUCCCGAGUGUAAGGGCUUUAGAAUAAAUUCAACCUCUAUAGUCCUAGCUGAAGGCACUUUUGAUAGGACGCCUCCCCAAACUUCUGACGACCAAGUCUCGACAAAAAAAUGAUUAAAUAAUUAAAAAUUUUAUGGAUCUCAUGACAUUUUUAGAAAUUAUAUGAAUAUUAUUUG
Messenger RNA from Ilex paraguariensis (yerba mate), 403 nucleotides. The record is from the annotation of a GenBank genome assembly. Lineage: Eukaryota; Viridiplantae; Streptophyta; Magnoliopsida; Aquifoliales; Aquifoliaceae.